Messenger RNA from Cylas formicarius (sweet potato weevil), 690 nucleotides. RefSeq lists its product as uncharacterized. The record is from RefSeq and is a predicted model, not a curated record. Bases 1 to 690 code for a protein of 229 amino acids. The transcript has a single exon. NCBI's taxonomy places the organism in Eukaryota, Metazoa, Arthropoda, Insecta, Coleoptera, Brentidae.
AUGGAUGAAAGAAGGCUGAAAAACAUAAUUAAAGAUACUUUAAAUGAGCUGCUGGCCCCAUUCAAGAAGCUAAUCGAACAAGAAAUGAGUAACUUCAAAACAUCUGUGCAAUACAUGUCCGACUCAUUUGAUGAACAAAAUGGAACAUUUGCAAAACUCCUAGUAGAAAUAAAAGCGUUAAGGCAGGAAAACGUCGACUUAAAGCAGAGAAUUAAACAGCUGGAAACCACAUUUGAUGAAAUAGAACAGAAAGAAAAGGCAAACAAUAUAAUCAUUGCUGGAAUACCAAAACAAAGGGAUUCAAAUACUAAUAAUAUUGUACAAAAGAUUUUCACUAUGAUACAAGUGCCUCUUCCGGAUAAUGAGAUAAGAACUAGCUAUAGACUUAACAAGAAUGAAGAUAGUCCAAUCCUCGUAAAGUUCGAUAAGCAAGAAACGAAGAAAAUUGUUCUAAAUAAAAUCAGAUUUAUUAAAGGGACUACAGUGAGUAAAUGUAAAUUAGAAGGUGAAGAUAAGAAAAUAUACUUAAAUGAGGAUCUGACCGUGAGGAAAAGGAUGCUAUUCAAAAAAGCCAGAGAAAUCAAGAUCACGAAGAACUAUAAAUCUGUAUACUGCCGAAAUGGUCAAAUAUUCCUGAAGAAAAAUGACCAUGAACCACCUGCAAGAAUUACUUCCGAGGACGACUUUUAG